This is a messenger RNA of Aspergillus heteromorphus CBS 117.55, 1070 nucleotides long. Its product is annotated as F1F0 ATP synthase subunit 5. The record is from RefSeq and is a predicted model, not a curated record. The transcript is spliced from 4 exons. The coding region runs from base 101 to 787 and encodes 228 amino acids. Gene Ontology annotation, biological process: proton motive force-driven mitochondrial ATP synthesis. NCBI's taxonomy places the organism in Eukaryota, Fungi, Ascomycota, Eurotiomycetes, Eurotiales, Aspergillaceae. Gene Ontology annotation, molecular function: proton-transporting ATP synthase activity, rotational mechanism. Gene Ontology annotation, cellular component: membrane.
GCUCGAUCAGACACCCUCCACCAACCCCCCCCCGACGUCCCCCCGUCUCAAUCUCUCCUCCUCCUGUCCCCUCGAGGUCCCUCCGUCUCAAUUCGACACCAUGUUCUCCGUUCGCGUCGCCCGCGCCGGCCUCCGUGCCUCCGCCCAGCAGUUCUCCGUGCCUCGCACUGCCGCCCUCAACGGUCUGAGGACCUAUGCCACCCCGGCCCAGGACGUCAAGCCUCCUGUCUCCCUGUUCGGUGUGGACGGCACCUAUGCUACUGCCCUGUACACCGCGUCCGCCAAGUCCGCCAACCUGGACCAGGUGUCCAAGGCUCUGGCCACCCUCGGCCAGACCUUCAAGGCCGACCGCAAGCUGCUCGCCAUCCUGUCCGCCCCGACGCUCACUGCCGCCGACAAGCAGCAGAUCGUCCAGGAGCUGCAGAAGGUCGCCGGCGCCGACAAGGGUGACAUCCUCAAGAACUUCCUCAACACGCUCGCCGAGAACAACCGUCUCGGUCUGCUGGAGGGCGUCUGCGAGAAGUUCGCUACCCUCAUGGGUGCUCACCGCGGUGAGAUUGAGUUGAACAUUACCAGUGCUCAGGAACUCGACACCAAGACCAUCAACCGUCUCGAGCGCGCCGUCUCCAAGUCCGAGUACAGCCAGGGCAAGAAGCUCAAGGUCGUCACCAAGGUCAACCCCGAACUCGUCGGCGGCCUCGUCGUCGAAAUCGGCGACCGCACCAUCGACCUCAGCGUCUCGUCCAAGAUCGCCAAGCUGAACAAGGCCCUCACCGACGCUUUGUAAAUUAUCUUCUUACCUUUCACCCUUUUCCAUAACCAUCCGCAACAUAGCAGCAUAACAUCUUAACAUCUUAACUGGAUUCCCGUUGUUAUAUCUCUAUCUCUAUCUCCAUCUCUAUCUCUAUCUCAAUACUCGACUUUUUUUUCUCUCUUGUCUUUGUAUUCUUAUCCGAUUGAAUUGCAUUCUUGCAUUGUUCGAUCGAUCCUUCCACCCCAUACCACACCACACCAUCACAUCCGUGUCCUGUUUUGCCUGUGGGUUGCUGGGCUAGGUUGCUGGUUUAGGC